This is a messenger RNA of Acomys russatus (golden spiny mouse), 1330 nucleotides long. RefSeq names its product transmembrane protein 191C (gene Tmem191c). The coding region runs from base 21 to 929 and encodes 302 amino acids. Lineage: Eukaryota; Metazoa; Chordata; Mammalia; Rodentia; Muridae. The record is from RefSeq and is a predicted model, not a curated record. The transcript has 10 exons.
CCGUGCGGGGCGUCGGAGCCAUGGCUGAGCCGCAGGAGCAGCUGCUGCAGCUGCAGAAGGACAACCGGGAUGGCCGCCUGCGGAAGCAGGAGCUGGAGGAGCUGGUGCGUGGGCUGGAAGCCGAGAGCGAGUGCCUCACCGCGCGCCUGGACGAGCUGCGGGAGCGCGAGCGCAGUCUGCAGCGGAGACGAAUUAAAGCCUCGCGGGCGAUACGAGGGGAGGCGCGCGAGGCGGCGCGGGAGCGUGCGGAGCGGGUUCGGGGGCUGCUGGAGACCGCGGAGCAGCACCGGCUGGAACUGGAGCAACACAAUCGGAAGCUGCAGGAAGAGUGGGAGGAGCUGUCCAGCCAGCUUUUCUACUACGGAGGGGAACAGCGGAGUCAACAGCGAACGGAGCAGCAGCUCGGGACUCAGCUGGUGACGCUGCAGAAACAUCUGGAGCUGGCGGAGGCCAAAUUCACCAUGCAGGCCGAGGAGCUGCGACAGGGCGCUCAGCGGACGGAAGAGGCCUGGGCGAGCUUCCAGGAGCAGAGUGGAGUCCUGCAGGAGCUGCAGGGGAAGGUGAUGGAGGUAGCGGCUGCGCUGGAGGCUACGCGCGGUGGCUCGCAACCGUGGGACUCUCAGCCUCGACGGGUGCAGGACUGCGCGGGCUCACUCAUGGAGGAGGUGGCCAAGGCUGACUGCGAAAAGCGGCUGUUUGGCGGUGCGGGCGCGGGGAGCCUCAGGCUGUGGGCGCUGAGCGCACUGCAGACGCUGCUCUUGCUCCCGCUGGGUUUCCUGGCGCUGCCGCUACUCGACUUGGCGCUGGCGAGGCCGGAAGCCAUCGGCCGGGGGCUCCCGAGUCUCGGCUCGGAUGCGGUCUUCCGCCGGCUGCGCUACACGCUGUCGCCUUUGCUUGAGCUGCGCGCCCGCGGACUGCUGCCUGCCUAGAGCGCAUCAUGCCGGCUUCGGCCGCCUUCACCUCUGUCUCCUUUGUGGUUUCUGGGGUGCCUGCCUGUGUGAAAAGGCCGGGGGGUGGGGUGGAGUUCGUGUGUUCCUAAGGGCCCAGCGACCGUUUUUGUCACCCAGGCUGCCCUUUCUCACAGCCCUCGCUGCUGAGAGCCAGCCGGCCCCCUAGGAGGGUUGUCUGCUAUUGUGAGCCUGAGCUUUGGGCCCGUCAGGCUCCCUCCGUGGCCUGUGGGUUAUUUCCCCCCGGAUGUUCAGUUACUCCAGAUCCCCCUCAACGUUGGGGUUCCCCCUGGGCUGGUUUGAGUUCCCCAUACCCAAACUCCCUCAAAGCACCUAAGCACACUCCGUAGCGUGGAUUUCGAGGGGAAUGUGCUUGUAUCUGA